GUGCCUACCCAACCCACUUUUGUACCGUGGAAGGUCCUUAAAUGCUUAAGAGCAGUUUUGUUUUUUAUUGUGCGUUGAAAGAUUUUGAAUAUCAGUUUAUGCAUAUUGUGGUUGAUGCUAUGAACGUUUAAAUCGUUUCGCCUACUCAAUAGGAAUUCAUCAGUGAUUAAUACAUGGUUGCGUCAUCGUUCUACGGCUGAUUAAAUUUCACAUUUCAUUUUCUGAAAACGGUUAGCAUGAUUGAGCUGGUUACUUAAUCAAUAUGCAGGACAAAACAGCAUUUAUUACAUCCUAGGGACGAAGCAGAAGACACCCAGAUAUGGCGAUGCUAUUCAUCAUGCAUGUUUUGAUCUGCUCGAUCGUCAACCAUGCACUAGGAAUGCCGGCUGACGUCGAAAUGACCUAUCGACAUUUGGCCAUGAGAAAUGCACGCCAUGUAGACCGCGCUCAAAGUCACAGUGACGUAGGGACUCGACAAAAACGAGCAGCCAAUCAGAGUUGUGAGAUGACUACAAUUGGAGAAAGAUUGCUGUCAUGCCCAUUUGCCACAGCUGCUAUUACUAACUCAACUGUUGACCAACUUUCGAGUAUUUGUGGAAACGUCGAGUGUAACAUAAAAUGUUUUACGGAAGCGGUUGGAGACUGCUAUCAGACUGACCAGAACUUCUAUUUAGACCCAAGCGUGAUCAAAAUGGUGAAUAGAGCCAUGUGCGCCAACACGGAACUUACUACUGGAAUGUUGACCCACUGUGCCUCUCAACUCUUCGAUGACCAGUGCUUGUCAGUUAUGAGUGCGGCCCUUACAAGCGCCAUUUUAGACUAUUAUGUUCCACAGGACUAUGCUAACUAUAAGAUAUCUUACUGCAGUGCAUUAUCAACCUAUGUUUCCUGCCUAAGCGUCCAACCUUCCGGCAGCUGCACGUCCGAAAUGGCUCAGUUUGCAAACGAUAUUAUGUUUGCAUCAGCCCAGUAUGAAGGUUGUGGAGGUCAGACGAGCGCCUUCUUCACGACGUAUGAAGGCGAUAUUGAAUGUAGCGCAAGUCAUGCGGAUGGAAUAAAUUAGUGCGUACAUUUUGAAUGAACAAACCCAAAAGCACUCUUUUCAACCAUGCUAAAUAUAAAUAAUUUGUGGUUGUGUAUAUUGACUUAUCAUUUGUUGUAAUUGUUUUUUUAAACAGAAGAUCUUUUACCGUAUGCUUAAAAAACCAGUCCUGAGUUUAUGACAUCAUUUACAGAAGGACAACGUUGGGCUGUUACAAUAGGUUCAAACGUUACCAAAACACAUUUACCUGCUUUUCAAAAAAGACAAAGUCCAUGUGAAUAUUUCCUUGUUGGUAUAAGUAAUGGAUCUAAUGUUACUAGAAAAUCUUCCUCGUCUAGAGUGUGUUAUUUCGAAUUUGACAUUUGUAGCAUCUUAACUUUGACAAUGGGGCCAUCUUUUCGAGAAGCGUUCUAAAACAUCGUAAGAAAAUUAAAUAUUAAACGAGUGUCAAAAAAUAUUGAAAUUCAACUUGUUAAUGUAAAAAAAUCAUAAUAAUAUUUCCAGCCUGGGUACUUGUUUAAGUUAAUAGUUCGUAACAACCGAAAAUAGAAUAUUCCAAAAAGCGAUCGUACUAUACCAUCGUUGAUAAGUACCCCCUCUAUGGAUAGUUCAAUUAUCAUCAAUUGUGCUGCUUUAUUAAUUGUUAGCGUAUAUUAUGAAUUGUGUAUACAGCUUAAAAACAAUAUUCGACGAUAUUAUUUAGUACAAAAGUAGGUUAUUGUAUCACAUGCUUUAAUCAUAAUUUCAAAACGAACAACAUUGAUAUAUUGAAGUAUCAUGACAUCAGACGAUAGAUGUAAGUCUGUAAUUCUGGAUAGCUAUUGAUGAUAAUCUAUCAUUUUGUUUAAGAUUUUUAGAAUAACAUUUUAACAGUUGUGUGUUCAAAGCGCCAUGAAGUAAUAACUUUAUUUUGAUAUCAAUGUGAUUUGCUGUUUUGCUAUUUGUUGUAAUGUGGUGCCUCCUGUCUCUCAUUGAGUGUUUGUUCGGCUUUGAUCCUUUUGUUUUAAUUACAACAUAUAUGUAAUCUCUAUUUCUGAUCAUGUAAUGCUGUGGCUCUCAUAUAGAUUCUGUUUUGCUUUGACCUUAUGUUUAAAAUGAAAACAAAAACUGCUUGGCUCCUUGCUGUUUUCCAAAAACAUCUAUGUUUAGAUACUUUAUAAUUAAGCACAAUAAAGACGUUUGUAAGAGAAAACCAGUAUUUUUCUGAAAUCGAAUACGCCAGAGAAAAUCUUAGCGCCUUGAUACCAUCAGUUCUUUGAGACUGUGGCGGUUAUCAGAAGAUAUUAUCAAGACAAUAUAUCGCAAGGGUAAAGCAAAAAUACUAAAUGUUCAACAAAUUUUACAAUUUAAAUUUUAUCUAAUAUUCAUCUCCCAUUAAAAGCUGAAAAAAACUUGAUUUAUACUGUGAAAUUUAAAUAUUACCAAAGCAAACAUGAAUCUGAAAAAAGAAUUAUAAAGAAUGAUGUUUUGUUUACGUUGGAUUUCUUGUAUUAUAAAUAACAAAGAGAAAUCGACGUGUUCUUUACACAUAUUUAACAAAUACUGAUAGUGUCUUUUGUAUAUGUUAACAUUUUCAACAUUUUAAAGCAUUAAAAAGCUUAAGCUAUUGCAAUGUUUACAAACGUACAAAUUCAUCAUAUGUUGAUAAGAUUAAAUAAAUAAACAGUU
Mya arenaria is the source of this 2710-nucleotide messenger RNA. RefSeq lists its product as uncharacterized. The transcript has 6 exons. The record is from RefSeq and is a predicted model, not a curated record. Lineage: Eukaryota; Metazoa; Mollusca; Bivalvia; Myida; Myidae. The coding region runs from base 320 to 1063 and encodes 247 amino acids.